AUGGUAGUGGCACAAAAUGGAGCCCAUCACACCCAUGUGGGAAGUGGAGGUGUGGCAACAGAGGGGGUGCAUAUGUCUCUAUUUCAACAGAGAAGACCUGGCAAGAUUUGUGAUGGACUGUCUGUCCUUAAUAACCGCCCCGAGCGGCCCCUGUCGCAGCCGCCGCCAAGACCCGGAGAGGUGGAAUUCCCCUUUGCAACUCCGUGCCGCGCGAGGGCCGGUCUGGGCAUGCUCAGUAGCUGCGGCGCGGCUGGGCUGCUGCUCGCACCGCGCUGGCUGCGGCGCUGCCGGGCUCGGGGCUGGCGCGGAGUCCACCCCGCCGUCCCCGCCGCGGCUGCCGGGCGUCCGGGAGGCCAAGCGUUCGCCGGCCCUGAGCGCCUCGGCCCCCGCCUGGCGACUGUCCCCCGCACCCGCAACCUCCUACUCUUCUUCCUCUCCCCCUCUCGCAGGGAGGUGAAGCUGCUGCUUGCUUCUGUUAGGCGCCGCACAGACCGCUCUGCAAACCCCAGCCGAGGACCUGCGAAGGAAUCCCGGAGACCAGAAAACCCUCGGCGGUGGCUCUCUCUGACAGUACUUUGCCUGAAGUGGGGUCGUGGCAGAGUUUCUCCUCCGCCGCUCAACGCAAACACUAUGCGGAGAGCAAUCAGCUUCCCUGCGCUGUGCUUGCUUCUUAAUCUUCACGCUGCAGGGUGUUUUUCAGGAAAUAAUGAUCACUUUCUGGCAAUUAAUCAGAAGAAGAGUGGGAAGCCAAUAUUCGUUUAUCACCAUUCACAAGACAUUGAGAAGAGCCUGGAUAUAGCUCCGCAAAAGAUAUACAAACAUAGCUACCAUUCCUCUUCUGAAGCUCAAGUAAGCAAACGCCACCAAAUUGUUAAUUCAGCAUUUCCUAGACCUGCGUAUGACCCUUCUCUCAAUCUGCUGGCCAUGGCUGGUCAAGAUCUUGAAGUGGAAAAUCUUCCAAUCCCAGCAGCAAACAUAAUUGUGGUGGGUGAAUUUCCUGUGUACACCUAUAAGCUUCUUUCUGCCUCCACUAUUAUAGUCCAUCGGCUCCCACCCACCACUGACGAUGCCUUCCUAGAAGGAAGUGAACAUCUGGAAUCUCCCAAGAUCUGCUUUCAUAGUCUUCAGAGUUAGCUUUAACAGGAGCCCAAACCAACUGCGUUCACUUCAGCGGUCCCCUUGCUGCCCUUCCAAAGACUGUCCUCACUUCUACCUCUUUGCCUUUGUUUGUCCCAUGUGCCUUCACACACCUGAUCCUUACGUCCAAAUCUUCCUUCUUCUGUGUCCAUCUCAAAUCCAGUCUCCUUUUUGAAACUUUGUCCGAUUCCAGCAGCCCACACAAAUUCUCCCUUACACAUCCUUUU
Molecule: messenger RNA, 1364 nt
Organism: Lemur catta (Ring-tailed lemur)
Lineage: Eukaryota; Metazoa; Chordata; Mammalia; Primates; Lemuridae
Exons: 4
Coding region: 1-1134 (377 amino acids)
Source: RefSeq, a predicted model, not a curated record